CUCCUCUCAUAUAAGUGUAAAAUGUAAAAUACGGAUUACUUUUCUCCUUAUAACGUAGUGAAACACACCGGCAGCCUCUCGGUAAACGUACUGCGCAUGUGCAGUGUCGCAAACCGCUGAAGGUCUUCCGUUAGCCGUUUGCAAUGAGGGACAAGACCGCAGUUUUCGUGGUUCUUUCCAUCUGAAUGUGUCUUUUACAGACUGUCUGACGGUGUUGGAGGAUGGACCCUGUGGUGCUGAGCUACCGGGACAGCCUGCUGCGGCGGUCUGACGUGUCCUUACUGGAAGGACCUUACUGGCUCAACGACCAAGUCAUUGGUUUUGCCUUCGAGUACUUUGCUGCUGAGCGCUUCCGAGUCCUGGGGGAGACCAUCGUCUUCAUCAGCCCGGAGGUCACCCAGUUCAUCAAGUGCGCUUCCUGCCCCGAUGAGUUGGCCCUGUUCCUGGAGCCGCUGGGUCUUGCGUCUCGUCGCUGGGUCUUCCUCGCCGUUAACGACAACUCCAACCAGACGGCCGGGGGAUCCCACUGGAGCCUCUUGGUCUACCAUCACAGCUCCAACCACUUCGCCCACUAUGACUCUCAGAACGGCUCCAACUCGCUGCACGCGCGGCGCAUCGCCAGCAAGCUGGAGCCGUUCCUGGGCGCGGGGAGGAAAGCGCUGUUCGCGGAGGAGCCCUGCCCGUCGCAGAAGAACAGCUACGACUGCGGCAUGUACGUCAUCUGCAUCGCCGAGGCCUUGUGCGAGAAGGCCAGAGUGGAGGGCUCGCCACGCCUUCCCGUGCAAAUCAUCACGCCGGCCUACAUCACCCAGAAGAGGGCCGAAUGGUGCAGACUGAUCCAGAGUCUCGCUCAGAGCGACCUCUGCUGCUCUCUGUCUUUUCCUUAGCACGUCGGUCGGCCCUCGCUAUAUGCAGAACAGCGGUCGGCCUCAUAUCUACCGCUGGAGCAUCUGAAUGCACUCCUUGAAUACAGUAUACACCUAAUAUAUAUAUGAAGUAUAUUUCUAUUUCCGUCUCUCCACAGUAGAAACAAGUGUAAAAAGAUAAAGCAGUGCUACGAGUCUUUUAAUGACUCGUGUAACACUUGGUGUCGUGUUGAUCCUUUGUAUAUAUGCACCGCAAGAUACAACAUGUAAACGAGAACACCAGCAUGCCUAUAAAAGGAAUUUACUCCCAUGUACAUAUUUAGUAAGGAUGGAGAAUGUGUCACGAGGAAGAGGAGGCGCAGACUUUUUAUUUCUUUUCUCCACUGUUUAAGUUUGGAGCGAAUGUAGAAAUGUUUACACGGAUUAUUGCUCAGGGUCAUUUUAAAUUGACUAGAAUUGACAAUAAGAAUGUGCAUCUUAAUUCCGGCUCCCACUUCGUGUCACGUCUGUUCUGGUCACGUUCUCGGUGUCUCAGUUUUAACAACAAAAAAAGGUUUUGAAUCGUUUUAAUGCACUGUGUGUUUAUGGGACAGUGUCGAGUGGAGGAAUGUAUGUCCUAUAUCAAACUCAUUCUCUGUUGAUCUAAUAAAUUUAACUGUUGUCACAUUUUUUGUUGACAAAAUGGUAAAUUUU
Morone saxatilis (striped sea-bass) is the source of this 1559-nucleotide messenger RNA. It is a transcript of the gene senp8, whose product is annotated as SUMO peptidase family member, NEDD8 specific. Gene Ontology annotation, molecular function: cysteine-type peptidase activity; deNEDDylase activity. Lineage: Eukaryota; Metazoa; Chordata; Actinopteri; Moronidae. The transcript is spliced from 2 exons. Bases 222 to 887 code for a protein of 221 amino acids. Gene Ontology annotation, biological process: proteolysis. The record is from RefSeq and is a predicted model, not a curated record.